Messenger RNA from Misgurnus anguillicaudatus (oriental weatherfish), 3932 nucleotides. It is a transcript of the gene c2cd5, whose product is annotated as C2 calcium dependent domain containing 5. Gene Ontology annotation, molecular function: calcium-dependent phospholipid binding; calcium ion binding. Gene Ontology annotation, biological process: protein localization to plasma membrane; positive regulation of D-glucose transmembrane transport; positive regulation of protein targeting to membrane. Lineage: Eukaryota; Metazoa; Chordata; Actinopteri; Cypriniformes; Cobitidae. The record is from RefSeq and is a predicted model, not a curated record. Gene Ontology annotation, cellular component: plasma membrane.
GUUCCCGCCCUGGCCACUCCCACCUGCGCGAGGGAUGCGUCUGAUCUUGCGCUAGACCGCAUUCUGACAGACGAUUUUAUUUAUAAAAUUAGCAGUAUAAACAUAUACAUUUUGAUAUAAAUCCGCUUAAAAUGGAUUCCAUAAUCGAUGCCGAACCUUCCUAAAUUCUGAUCAUGGCAGAAUAAGCGUUUUAAUCGACGACAGGGUCGAUGGAGAGACUUUAACGUCAGAUUGAACCGCUGAGGUGAACCUGACUCAAUGAACCAUGCCUGGGAAAUUAAAGGCGAAGAUUGUUGCAGGACGGCACCUGCCUGUCAUGGACCGUGCCAGCGACCUGACAGACGCCUUUGUAGAGGUGAAGUUUGGAAACACAACAUUCAAAACUGACGUCUAUCCCAAGUCUCUAAACCCUCUGUGGAACUCAGAGUGGUUUAAAUUUGAGGUGGAUGAUGAGGAUCUGCAGGACGAGCCUUUGCAGAUAACAGUACUUGACCAUGACACGUACAGCGCUAAUGAUGCCAUAGGAAAGGUGUACAUUGACAUCGAUCCAUUACUCUGCAGCGAAGCUGCUACUGUUAUCUCUGGGUGGCUCCCCAUCUAUGACACUAUACAUGGUAUAAGAGGAGAAAUCAAUGUAUUGGUGAAGGUUGAUCUCUUCAAUGACCUAAACCGCUUCAGGCAGUCGUCAUGUGGAGUUAAAUUCUUCUGUACAACCUCUAUUCCCCGAUGCUACCGUGCUGUUAUGGUUCAUGGCUUUGUUGAGGAGCUUGUGGUAAAUGAAGAUCCAGAGUACCAGUGGAUCGACCGCAUCCGAACCCCUCGUGCAUCUAAUGAAGCCCGACAGAGACUCAUCUUCCUUAUGUCUGGUGAACUUCAGAGGAAGAUCGGUCUGAAGGUGCUGGAGAUGGGUGGGAACACAGUGGUGGGGUACCUGCAGUGCUUUGAUCUAGAAGGAGAAACUGGCCUUGUGGUCCGUGCCAUCGGGACAGCCUGUACUCUGGAGAAAAUCAGCACACUCCCUACUACAAACACAAAUCCCAGCAACUCCUCUCCUUCAAAAGACAUGAAAGACUCUCCGCAGGCUGCUCCUUCUACUCUCGGAUGUCGUUCCACACACAGCAGUCCGGUUCACAGCGCCAGCAGUCGUCUUUCUCAGGGCUUCUCCGUUUCUGUGCCAACACUGCUUUUUGCCGGUAUGAAACCCAGACACAGGAGCUCAGAGGCCCCCAGAGCCAGACAGUGUAGGCCAGUUUUUGGGGAGGAGGCCACGGGCGUCCCGUUACCCUCAGGACCUCCCACCCCUCUGAGAGCACAAACCUUCUCUUCCUUCUCCCCCUCCAAGUCCUUCAGCCGCCAGUCGUCCUCCUCUGACACCGAGCUCAGCCUCACCCCCAAAACCGUGAGGAUAUUUAUGUCUCCCAGUUCUCCUGCUCUUGAGUGCGAAUCAUCUUCCCUCCCCUCUGCCUAUCUGCCCCGCCACUUAUGGCCAGGGAUGGCCACCAGGAGUACAACUCCUCCCCCACUCCAUGUCAGCCAAUCAGACACAGCCAUGCUGAGAAAGUGCGUGUUUUUCAGUGAGGAACUGCUGCUGGCGGCCUCCGGAAUGGGCAGUGGUGGCAGUGCAGGAAAGGAGGCGGGGCCUCUUAAAGCUCUUCUGAGACAGCAGACCCAAUCAGCACUGGAGCAGAGAGAAUACCCCUUCUUCACGCUGACCUCCUUCCCUCCUGGAUUUCUUCUUCACGUUGGGGGUGUGGUCAGUGCACGCUCAGUAAAGCUUCUGGAUCGAAUCCACAACCCAGCCUUGGGUAACACCAGAUCAUACAAACUGCUAGACUGGAAUAGUUUCACUGCAGAUGAGCCGGAGACGCGAGACGCUUGGUGGGAGGAGAUCCGUCAGGAAAUUAAGUCUCAUGCCAAGGCUCUCGGCUGCCACGCUGUGGUUGGUUACAGCGAGUCCACCAGCAUCUGCGAGGAGGUGUGUAUACUGUCUGCAUCGGGCACUGCGGCGAUCAUCAGCUCUCGUUUCAUGCAGGAUGGUUCCCUGGAUGUUGAACACAGGUUGUCACGGCAACCGGUUGUCUUUACUUCAGGGGCAGAGAGGUUCGAGGGGGAUAUGGGUAGUUCAGCAUCAUUGGGAUUUGAGGAGGUGGCGCCCCCUGGCUGUGGUUUCUGUCACAUACCGUAUGAUGAGUUGAAUAUACCGUUUCCUGCCCAGCUCACCUAUUGCUAUUGUUGCCGUCGCUACAAAGUGCCUGACAUCCUGUUCACCACAAUCGACUUACCUACUGAUGCCAAUGUCACUGGCAAAGGCUGCCUGAUUCAAGCCAGGUUGUGUCGGACUAAAAAGAAAGCCCAGGGUGAGGGGAACGCCACGGCUAUCAGCAAUCUGCUGCCCUUUUUGGAGUAUGAGCUCCACACCCAACUAAUGAACAAACUCAAAUUACGGGGCAUGAAUGCUCUGUUUGGCCUGCGUGUCCAGAUCAGCGUCGGAGAGACCAUGCUGCUGGGAUUGGCGUCUGCUACAGGAGUCUAUCUGACAGCGUUACCCUGUCCUGGAGGAAUCCAGGUAGCUGGAAAAACUCCCAGUGACAUGGCAUACGAACAGCACAUCACCAAUAUGCAGAAAAAAAUCAACGACACCAUAACUAAAAACAAAGAGCUAUAUGAAAUCAACCCACCUGAGGUUGUCGAAGAGAUAAUUGGUUCACCAAUCCCUGAGCACCGUCAAAGGUCCCGCCUCUUUCGCUCUCACUCAGAGAGCUCAGACGAGGUGUUAGAACUAGACUUGUCUCAUGGGAAGAAGGAUGCUUUCGUACUGGAGAUUGAUGACACUGAUGCGGUGGAAGAUAUUCAUGCACUUUUGACUGAUGCCCCAACCCCACCAGGGUUUUACAGUUGCAACACUGAAAUCAUGCCUGGAAUUCAGAACUGGACUUCAGCUAUACAGAUGUUUACCUCCGUGAGGGUCUUCCGCCUUAACAACGUCAACCUGACCAAUCAGGGACUGAAUAAGGUUUUCAGCGACCUCUGUGAGAAUCUGCUCAAGAGUUUAUACUUCAAACUGCGAUCGAUGAUCCCCUGCUGUCUUUGUCACCUAAAUUUCACUGUGGCCGUACCUGAAGAUGAACUCAUACAGGUGGCUGUGACAGCUGUGGCCAUGAGCUUUGACAAAGAUCAGACUCUGGAAAAUGGCAAGCACAGUGGGCAGAAGACAUUGAUAAAGGGAAUAUCAGAAAAUGACGAGCAGCUUCAGUUCAAUCUGGAGCUCAAUCCUGAGUCGUCUUCUCCAAACCCUCUCAGCUCCUCCAAAGGUCUAGCGGAUGUUUCAGGCAGCCAUUCAUCAGCAAAAGCCCCCUCAGUUGAUUACAGUUCCUUUGCAGACAGAUGCAGUUCCUGGAUAGAGCAGCUUAAACUGAAAGCUCACACCAUAAGACGUGGAUCUAUUAAAACAACAUCAUCUCAGGAGAAGAACAGCCCGUUGCCAGAAGGCCGUUCUCGUUCUCUGCGGUCAAAUCGCUCGUACUCGGGUGGUUCUGUCACUGUGGUCAAAAUGACUCCUCUGUCUUUCAUUCCCGGAGCAAAGAUCAUCAAAUACCUCGGCAUCAUCAACAUGUUCUUCAUUAGAGAGACAACCUCGCUCAGAGAGGAGGGAGGUGUGAGCGGGUUUCUGCAUAUGUUCAUAGCUGAAGUAUUCGCAAUGGUUCGUGCCCACGUCGCUGCUCUCGGAGGAAACGCUGUAGUCUCCUACACCAUGAAGGAGUGUGUGUUUAUGGAGAACCCUAACAAGAACCAGGCGCAGUGUCUGAUCAAUGUCAGUGGGGAUGCCGUUAUCUUCGUACGAGAAUCUGAAUCUGAUGUAUCGUCUCUACAGUCGCAGUCCGCUACUACACAGACCUUCAACGGUGGGGACGGAACGUAAAGCCUAAUAAACA